AUGAAUAGGGCGGUCAGUCGCGCUAUUCGCUACUGCCUACGUGAGCGCACAUCCCGCUUCCUUGAACAGACAACCAGCCUCGGCUGCGUCGACCGCCUGCACAAUUACUUCGCCCUCUGCGCCUCUACCUGUCGCCUGCUGUUCGAUCUGGCCCAAGCCCCUGGUGCCUCUCAGUCUGCUAAAGAAGUUGUACCAGAGGGACAUGCUGAUCUUGGCGCACUACCGGAGCUUAUUGUAGACAACGUUGUUGAGUUAAUAAGCUAUCUAAGGCGCCUGAAUGACGACUUCAUAGAGUCGUCCGACGCAGCUGAUGUUCCCCUCCAGCCCUUUCUGCAAUUUUGCGUUGUUUACAUGACGGACCUGAAUGUUCUCUCGAAUCCACAUCUUCGGGCCCGCCUUGGCGAAGUGCUCGAGACACUGAUACCUCAACGAUAUGAAGAAAAUUGGAACAGCCAACGAGCGAGCUCUGGCUUCGGUAUCAUUCCUGCCCACUCUUUCGUCCGUCGGGAGCAGCUUCUCUCUGGCGAUAAUGGCAGUGAACAACUCAGUCACGUGGUGACAGCCCUGCUCACUGCAUUCGUCUCCAUUGAGUUGGCCCCCGGUGUCGACUCUAACACCUCCGAUCUUCCAAGCGUCACAGCUUCGGCGUCGGGUCCAGCCUCCCCCGGUGCACAACAAGCUGCCCCUUCUUCAGAAGCCAUGGAGACGGCCACUGUGAGCUUCGAGGAGAAGUUCCACUACCGAAGACCCAUGUAUGCCUGUCUGCGAUACUGGCAUGGCAAACCCUUCUAUGACGAGCAAUUUAAGGUGAACUUCCCCUCUUCAAAAACAAGCGGACACCUACUUACGUACACUAAGUAA
This is a messenger RNA of Dibothriocephalus latus, 861 nucleotides long. Lineage: Eukaryota; Metazoa; Platyhelminthes; Cestoda; Diphyllobothriidea; Diphyllobothriidae. The record is from the annotation of a GenBank genome assembly.